UCGACACCACGGCGCGGAAAUAGCCCAUCGCACGAGACGAUUGCGGCACUGAGGCCUUGCUGCGGGAUUGCAAGGGCGAUGUCAAUAGUGGAUAAAGAGCUCGUUUCCAUCCAGAAGUCAUGUUAUUCCCACCGCGGUGCUUUCCAAGGUGGCCUCGUUGGGGAUGGAAGCGCAUUGGUACUGUAUGUACAACAUGCCAUGCCAAUCUCCAUGCAAGAAUGCUGCCAAAUAACGCCAUUUCCUGCCCAAUGCAAACUGGGUAUCAUAUGCAGUCCCUUCGAGCCGAAACCUGCUCCUUAUUGCCAGAGCUGUUGACGCACAUCCAAGCCCAUCUCAACACACUCACUCUCUUCCCCUCCUUCGUAGAUCAACCAACCCAUCUACCGCUUCUUUGCCCUCCUUCCUCCCUACCGCCGCAGCUACAGCAAAAUGAUCAAGUAAAGCUCCCACCGCUUAAACACCUCCCGCAGCUACAGCUAGACGAGGUACCAUUGCCUCCGAAACAAGCCAAGAUUUAUAAGUGCGAUUGCUGUCGGAGACAGCAAUCUUUCCAUAGCAAGGAAGAGCUCCGUGUUCACCAGCGAGAGAGGCCGUUCAUUUGCGGCUUCUGCCCGAAACGUUUCAAACGCGAGAACGAGGCCAAACGGCACGAGAACACAUACCACAACCCAUCUUACCCGUGGCCAUGCGCCAAACUUGCGACUGCGAAUGCGGCUUUUCACCCUUCGCGUGACAGUUUAAGCAACAUCUGCGGUUAUUGCGGCAGCCACUUCCCGGUCUCGGCAAGCCAGGACACUCUUUCCAAACAUGUAGAAAGCCACAGUUUCGGAUCGUGCAGACGAAAGGAGGUCUUCGGCCCUGAUCACUUUCAACAACACCUCAAGAAAGUUCAUGGUGCUUCUUCUGGGUCAUGGACGAAAAGGCUGGAGAUCACAUGUGAGAGUUUACAGUCGACCCGGGGUUUCAGGGGCGUAGGACUUAUGCGAGUAAGCGCGUCUGGUCGAAACACAAGCACGCCCGAUACACCCACCCGCAUCUGAGCUUGCAGAUAAGCUUGCAGCAGGCGGAGUAUCGGCACUGGGAGUUCCUGCCAGGAGAUAUUACAAGGUAAACCACGCAGACGCAACCGGACGUUGACUGAAGUAUAUGGCUGUGGAGGAGGA
Molecule: messenger RNA, 1163 nt
Organism: Trematosphaeria pertusa
Lineage: Eukaryota; Fungi; Ascomycota; Dothideomycetes; Pleosporales; Trematosphaeriaceae
Exons: 3
Coding region: 120-1040 (306 amino acids)
Source: RefSeq, a predicted model, not a curated record